CUUUUAUUUAAUUUUUUUUACAUUCUUAAGUUUGAAAACAAAACAUUUAAUUGGUUUUGAGAUGAUAGGUAAUCGAGGAAUGGACGACUUGAUUCCCGUUGUUAAUAAACUUCAGGAUGCUUUUUCUACACUUGGUAGACUAUGUCCACUGGACUUACCUCAAAUUGCAGUAGUAGGCUCGCAAAGUUCGGGGAAGUCCUCUGUGUUGGAAAGUUUUGUAGGAAGGGAUUUUUUACCUCGAGGAGGCGGUAUUGUUACAAGACGACCGUUAAUUUUACAAUUGCUCUACUCGAACCAAUCUGAAUACGGCGAAUUUCUUCACACAAACAGAAAGUUCAUGGAUUUCAAUGAGAUUCGAAAAGAAAUUGAAGCUGAAAUGGAUCGUGGCACAGAAGGUGAAAAGGGAGUUUCCUCUGUUCCUAUCAACCUAAAAAUCUACUCUUCUCACGUAUUAAAUUUAACACUGGUCGACUUACCCGGUCUAACUAAGGUCGCCGUUAAAGGGCAGCCGACUGCCAUCGAAAAGUUAAUAAGGGAUAUGAUUAUGGAGUAUAUAGUUAGACCAAACUGUCUUAUCCUUGCCAUAUCUCCGGCCAAUUCGGAUUUGGCCAAUUCGGAUGCGCUUCAACUGGCCAGAGAGGUUGACCCGAGUGGGACCCGGACUAUAGGCGUCAUCACGAAGCUGGAUCUGAUGGAUGAGGGUACAGACGCCCUCGAUGCUCUAGAAAACCGUCUUAUUCCGCUUCGGCGAGGAUAUGUGGGAGUCGUCAAUCGUUCGCAAAAGGCCAUCGAAGAACGAAAAAGCAUCGACGAGGCUCGCAAGGAAGAGAAGCAGUUCUUCGAAAACCAUCCCGUAUACCGCCAUUUAGCAGAAAAAAUGGGCACUAUACAACUCCAGCGCGUCCUGAAUCAGCAAUUGGAGAGACACAUAUGCGCCUCCGUACCUCACAUAAAAUCUCAAUUGGCGAAAGAAGUAGCUCUUCUCGAGAAACAAGUGCGCGAGUUUGACCAGCAUGACCUUUCCAACAAUGAAAAGCCGGCAGCUAGGUUGAUGCAGAUCCUUCAGAGAUUUUCAUACGAGUACUGGGGCGAAAUAAACGGCUUUACUUCCUCUUCAGUCAAUUUAGAGAGCCUAUCCGGCGGGGCGCGGAUCAAUCGCAUCUUCUUCGAGUCUUUUCCAUACGAGAUAUCUAAAUACGAAAUGGACGAAAAAAGGGUUAUUAACGAGCUUUCGACUCUUGUAUUGAACGUUAGAGGGGCCCUCUCCGGCAUCUCCACUCCUGAUUAUGCCUUUUUCAAAAUAUGCGAAAGGCAAAUCGAACGGUUCAGGGCGCCGUCGCUCUACUGCGCUGAGGCGACUAUGAACGUUCUAGUAGAACUGGCUCUUUCAACCUCUGAAAAGCUCUCUACUUACCCUCGCCUCCGGGAAGCUCUUGAGAGCUGUCUAAAGAAGGCCAUAAAGAGUGAGCACCAGAGAACCAUUGGACAGGUCAACUACUACAUUAACUGCCAAAAAGCAUAUAUUAACGUGAACCAUCCGGAAUUUUUGACGGACAAGCGUUCUUACAAAACCUCAACAAGUGAUUUGAAGUCGAACACUACAGUCCGUAAGGGCUACAUGCUGCUUCAUUCUAGUGGGCUCGGAUCCUCCAAUAAAGAGUAUUGGUUCGUCCUGACUGUGGACACUCUGUCGUGGUUUAAGGACAACAAGGAGCAGGACAGGAAGCACUCCGUAAGCACACAAGGGCUCAAAAUUCGGCACCCCCCGAAGGGACUAUUGAAGAAGCUGUACAAGGGACAACCUUCUUUCGAGCUCUAUUAUCCUUCCAAAAAGGCUUUGUACGAUAACGCCCUCUCCUUGCAACUCUCGGCGCACUCCCAGCAGCAGCUCGACGAAUGGAAGGCCGCCUUUCUUCGGAUCGGUGUCUUAUACGAGCAUGACAAAAAGGACGACUCCCAGGAAGACGGCCCGGAACACUCUUUUGACCCUUCGUUGGAAACUCAUCUGGACAACUUGCGCUGCUUGCUGGAAAACUAUAUACAAAUUGAAAGCAAGAGCGUCAAGGACCAUAUCCCAAAGCUCAUUAUGAAUUUUCUAAUAAACUCCAUGAAAAGAGUGCUGGACUCGCUUUACGCAGAGAUUGUCAGCGAGCAUCCUGUAUCCUAUUUGAUGGAGGAGAGCGUUGAAGAAAAACGGCUUCGGGAAGACACUUUAAAUAUGUAUAAGCUGGCCACCGACGCUUUAAAAGUUUUAACCGAGAUAACCAGGAAGACAAACUUACUUUCUUCCGCCGAUGGCGCCUCCUCAGAAUCGCCGCCCGAGCCAGCCUCUCCUCGGAAGCCUCCUGCUCCAGCCCCCCCCAAACCUCCUCUCCCCUCUCAGCUUCCCCCGGAAGUCUCUUCGACCUCUUCUAUUAACGUAACAGAGCUACCACGGACACCUCCGAAUCCUCCCCGAGAGACUUCAGCAGGGGCUUCCGUUAAUCAGAAGACUGAAGCUGAAUUCACGCAAAAGGAAAAUACGCCCACGCAAGAGAUCGAUCUGACUAACACAGUGCCAAUGCGUAGAACAAAAAUGCAAAGCAGCACCUCUAUAGGCGAUGGAGGGGGGGGUGCGAGGAAAGCUUCAAGCUCCGGGCGUUCUGCUAUACUAGACAGGGUCUGUCUAUUUGAGUCAUUCGGUCAGAAAAAUUCCCCUAGUUUGGAAAAAAAAGUUAGCAAUACCGAAGUGCUGCGACCUGUGUCGGGGACUUUCCCGAAAAUUCCUCCUCGGCCAAAGUGAUUGAAACACUUAGGGUUUUCAGUGCAGUAA
Molecule: messenger RNA, 2812 nt
Organism: Zophobas morio
Lineage: Eukaryota; Metazoa; Arthropoda; Insecta; Coleoptera; Tenebrionidae
Product: dynamin-1-like
Exons: 30
Coding region: 62-2782 (906 amino acids)
Cellular component (GO): membrane; microtubule; cytoplasm
Molecular function (GO): GTPase activity; GTP binding; microtubule binding
Source: RefSeq, a predicted model, not a curated record